Molecule: messenger RNA, 880 nt
Organism: Rhincodon typus (whale shark)
Lineage: Eukaryota; Metazoa; Chordata; Chondrichthyes; Orectolobiformes; Rhincodontidae
Gene: ndufs5
Product: NADH:ubiquinone oxidoreductase subunit S5
Exons: 4
Coding region: 361-681 (106 amino acids)
Biological process (GO): mitochondrial respiratory chain complex I assembly
Source: RefSeq, a predicted model, not a curated record
GGGAAGAGGGAGGGGUAACGGGGUUGGGCGGUGAGGGAGGGGGAGAGGGUUAACGCAAGUAGGGUGAGUGUGAGUGAGGGAUUGAGGGAGGAUCUGGGGGAGCCAGGGAGAUGAUGAAGAUGGUGGAGGUUGGAGGGGAGUUCUUGCUGAAGAGGAUGCCAAAUUGUAGCAGUGGUUAAUACAGAGGAAGAAUGUGACCAAACGCAACAAGAUUGUAAUAAACUUACAGAAUAGCUGUGUAAAUGACGAACAAAUUACAACAUGGAUAAGCAUUAUGGAUAAAGAGUUGAAGAACGACAGUAUCCCAGUUGUUAAAAGGAAGCCUGGAAAUUAACAAGGCCAGUGCUUAGGCCCUCGGCCAUGCCGUUGAUUAAUCUUCAGGAAAAAAUAGGAAUCGAUAUCGACAAAUGGUUGCUGAUUCAAAGUGGCGUACAACCUAAUGGACGUGCAGCUCGUUGCCAUGUAUUUGAGAAGGACUGGAUUGAAUGUGCACAUGGAAUUGGGAAGAUCAGAGCCAUGAAGGAAUGUAAACUGGAAUUGGAAGAUUUCCGAGAAUGUUUACAUCAUCAGAAAUUGAACAAGAGGCUGCAUGAUAUCAGAAUGCAAAAGGAAAAGCUAAUAAAGGAAGGAAAAUAUACUCCUCCAGACCACCACACUGGCAACGAUGAACAACGACCAUAGGUGCUGCCCUCACUUCUUCACAUUGGCAAGAGCAACCAUCAUCCCAACACUCAGACUGAAGCAUUGCACCUGGUCUGCCAAAGAUUAUUGUGCAAGCAUUCAUGCCAGAAGUACCAAUAUAGUUGUGCGUAUGGUCACGCAUUAAUAAUACAUCUGUAUGAUUUACUAUUGAAUAAUUAAAUUCAAAUUCAGUAUGACA